CUUUAUAAGAAAUUAUCUUCCUCGCUUUCUCUCUCCCUUGAAGAAAAGAAAGAAUCCUUGCUUGCUCUCGGCCAGUUAGCCUGCCUAUAAAAGAGUACGCCUCGCCAGUUCCCUUUCCUCGCUGGUGGCGAUGUGAUGUUUCUGCUUCUGCGUAAGAUCUCCCUCUGCCGAUGCACAGUGUCCUUCUCUUACGGGAGCCCUACUUAGAUCUCCACCUCUGUUGAGAUCUCCCUUGUUGGUGUCCCCUACAGGUUGAUCUUCCUCACUCGAUCCCCUCACAUUCACUUCCCAUCUAUCUCUGAGUUUGUCUCAUCAGAGAUGUACCAUCCGUUCGAUGAACACGGCGCAAUAGAUCUCAAUCUUGAUCCUUGUGAGGCCUCCGAUACUGCCGAUUUCAAGGAGAAGAUCGUCGUCAGGGAGGAGUGUUGGGGAGAAGACGGCAGGAUGAGUGGAGUUUCCAGGGCCUGUGUGGACUGCCAAACUACUAAAACUCCGCUGUGGAGGAGCGGACCUCAAGGGCCUAAGUCUCUGUGUAACGCCUGCGGGAUCAGGUACCGGAAGAGGAGAAGAGCGGCUGCCCUUGGGUUGGAGAGGGGAGACAAGGAGAAGCAGGGGAGAAGAAAGAAGCUCGGACUCUCGCUGAAGCUCAGGCUGCUAGGGAAGGAGGAAGAAGAGGCCGCCGUCUUGUUGAUGGCCCUCUCCUGUGGCUGUGUCUAUGCUUGAAACUCUCUCCCUCUUAUCUAUCUACUCUUUUUGUUGCCAGUCAUCAUCAUGUAACUAUCUUCCAUGAGUGAUAUGCAAAAGAAUAUGAAUCUCUGCGA
Nymphaea colorata (pocket water lily) is the source of this 821-nucleotide messenger RNA. Its product is annotated as GATA transcription factor 23-like. Gene Ontology annotation, biological process: regulation of DNA-templated transcription. Gene Ontology annotation, molecular function: zinc ion binding; sequence-specific DNA binding. NCBI's taxonomy places the organism in Eukaryota, Viridiplantae, Streptophyta, Magnoliopsida, Nymphaeales, Nymphaeaceae. The record is from RefSeq and is a predicted model, not a curated record. The transcript is spliced from 3 exons. The coding region runs from base 319 to 723 and encodes 134 amino acids.